UCCUGGAGCCCACUCACGUCCAGAGGCUCCCAAAUGGGGACCUGGAAGUCACCUUCCCCACAGUAGCGGACAAAGACAGGUUCCUUGGCCUUUGUUUUGUGCGUGGGUGAGAGUGUUUAACAAGCCAGGAGAGAUAAGGCCGGAAGUGGUAGAGAGGAGGCUCAGUCGGUUCGGCCGGGUUCUGUUUGCUAGGGAGAAUACCCACCCUGGUACAAAUAAGUUGAACGGGGUCAUGACUCUUAAAAUGAUCAUGACCGAGCCUAUUCCAAGUUAUGUGCACCUGGGUCCUACCUGUUUGCUUGUGCGACACGAAGGGCAACCAAUGACGUGUCGUAAAUGUGACAGCAGGACCCACCUUGCCGCAAACUGCUCUGCUAAAAGGUGCUAUAACUGUGGGUGUGUCGGCCAUAUUAAUGCUGACUGCCCCGAAAGCAGUGUCUGUCAGGGUUGUGGGUCGUCUGAGCACCAUCUUGCUCAGUGCGAUACCUCAUUCUUCCCGGACCCAAGCGGAACCGACGAUGCAGAGUCCAUUCCCGAGACGCCAACGGAGACAACAAUGGCCUUCGACAUAUUUGGCAGCGAAGCUGGAAGCUCAGCCACAGAGGAUGAGGCAACUGCAGUUUCAGAGGACACCACACCUGAUCCUGCUAGUGCCUCGGAACCCCUGGUGACAGAAGGACUGCAGAAUGACAUGAAGCAAACGAGCCUUGAAGAGCCACCAAGUGAACCCGAAGAGCCAACCAGUAAACCCGAAGAGCCACCCAGCCUCAGUACACCUGAAGAACUGUCCAGCAUCCUCGAAGACGCCCAGCCAACCAAGAACUGUUAA
This is a messenger RNA of Rhopilema esculentum, 829 nucleotides long. Lineage: Eukaryota; Metazoa; Cnidaria; Scyphozoa; Rhizostomeae; Rhizostomatidae. The record is from RefSeq and is a predicted model, not a curated record.